AUGAACUCUCUGAUCGGCGAAGACGUGCGAGGAGACUACAGCCUCCGCGACCGUCAAUUGGGAGUCGUCAUACUCCUGGUGGUGGCCAUCGUGGCCGGUUUCGUCCGUGCUCUUCGGCGCAUCGUCAACAUUCCGGUCGUGGCCGUCGUCGUGGCGAUCGGCUUUGUCGCCGGUCGAAUGGUGAGCACCUACGACCUCAAGGAGAAGCUGCUUCCGGUCACAGACGCGCAGAUUCGGGAGCUUCUGUUCCUCUACCUUCCCGUGCUCAUGUUCACGUCCGCCUUCAACCUGCGCCACCAUCUGUUCAAGCAGUGCUUCUGGCAGUGCGUGCUGCUGGGGUGCGGCGGUCUCGCGUUCAGCACCAUGCUAUUCAUGCUGUACAUGUCGGGCACCCGCGACGCCGAGCAGCAGAACCUGGCGGAGACCGUGCUCAUCAGCCUGCUCACCUGCUGCGCCGAACCCAUGUUCGUGUCAGACUUGGACGUGCUCUCGUCCGCUCGCUCGCACAUUCUAGAGACAAUCAUUAUGGGGGAGCCUUUGGUCGGUGUCACUUGCCUGUGGAUGGCUUACCGGUUCAGCACUUUUCCUGGUAAGCUCACCAUCUACUCCUUUUUUAACACGGUGGUAUGCACACUGUUCGUGGGACCAAUCUUUGGCAAAGUCUUCGGUCGCGUACUGGCUAUGGCCACGAUUGCGCUGUCGCAAGACUUGCCCGUCUCUUUCAUCGUCAAUGUCACCAGCGUGAUCGCCACGUGGGCGUUUGCCGAGAAGUUCCUGUACGGCGCAGGUAUUACCACUAUCGUCUCGAUGGGGCUUACUGCCAGCGCACACUCGGCGGCUACCGUGCACAACCCAGUCGUGCUGAGAAAGUUCUGGAUGCUCGUGAGGUAUGGCUACAACGUCGUCAUCGUCUUCCUCUCGGCGUACCGAAUCGGCCGUGACACGCGUCAGCACCUUGGCUGGCACGAGAUAAUGAGCCCUAUUAACGCGUACGUGGCGAAGAUUGGGGUACGCUUUGUUACCACUAUCGUGCUCUAUCCUCUGCUGGCAUCUGUCGGGUACGACCUGAGCUGGCAGCAAUGUCUUAUCGUGGCGUGGGCGAACUUCAAGGGCGCCAUCAUGAUCGGGCUUGAUCUCACCAGGGCUUUCCCCACCAUAAACCUCGCGUUCGCACUCAAGGAACAGUUCAUACGCAUGGGCACUUUGUUCCUCGUCCAAUUGCUCAACACCACCACGCUUCCGAAGCUUAUGUCAAUGCUAGGCUUGCUGACGCUAUCGGACGUAGAAAGGGCUAACAUGAACAUGGUGAUAAUGGCGCUUCGCAACACGGCUCGCGCCUCGACGAACUUCCAGCGUCGUGACAAGAAGUUUUCGGGAGCCGACUGGAAGUGGGUCCAAAUGCACACCUAUAUCGACAACCCAUAUGCUGGCGUUGAAGACGAAGAGCGCGUUGAGCAGACAGACUCCUACAUUCCCGCGCGCGUAUACCGAAAUGCUGCCGCGAAGAAAGCGAGUGGUUGCAUCUUGAGGCUGCAAAAGGUAUGCUACAACAAGCAGUACGAAGAUGGUAUGAUCCACAACAAGACAAAAGCCACCAUUCUGGCUGCCCUACAGUAUCCGAUGGAAAAGGAGGGCUAUCUCGACUACGCCAUGAUGAGACCCUUCAUAACAGUCCCCGAAUGGAUCUACCGACUGAAGGAUCUCGUGCAGCGUUUUGCCGGUAAUGAGGCCAUUGAAAAACGUCACACCAGGUCCAGUCGUUCUCGUACCGACGAAGAAGAGGAAGACAUAGAGAACGUGACCAUGCUUUCGUCGAUGCUAAAGGAAGGCUGGUACCACGUGCUCGUCGGCUUCGAGGCGCUUGGUUUCGUGCUUCUGCUGAGCGGCCUGGCUCUGUUCAUGUUCCAGAAGGGCACCGAACCAGCGCAGCAUGAACUGCUUCUCUCCGUUGUCACCUCUGUGCAGGGCAUCUAUGUCCUGCUCUACUCGCUCGAGAUGGUGCUGCUCGUGUACAAUGUGGGCAUGCUUCGCGUAGGGAAAGACGUCUGGAAGCAGCUGGACGUCAUAAUGUACUUUCUCGUGGUCGCCGAGUUCGUGCUCAUUAGCAUGGCUUCUGUGCAGAGUGAAAAGCCGGGAAACGUGUACCCCAUUAUCCUACAGGUCAGCUUCAUUACGCUCGUCUCGUGCCGCAUCGUCAAGACCCUGCAGAAGCGCGUGGUGCUGUUUGUGUGGGUUUGGGACCUGCUUGACGGCAUCCUCAACCGGAAGCUGUUCUACGCGUACGACUUGAGCUGGGCGUACAUCACGGCGGAGGAUGAAGCCAUGGCAAAAGUGUUCCGCUUCGUCACUCAGCCGAACCUGGCCGUAGCCAUACGCGAGAACAGCGGCUACAACAAGCUUCAGACGCUCAAGAACGUUGUCGACAUACAACAGAGGUACCCUAACAUCGAGGUCGCCACGAAGACCCGUCAGGCAGCGCGGAGGAUCCUCAAUAAAGCGCUCGACGGCCUGAAAGAGCUGCACGAAGGCGGUCUGCUGGACGACAAGCAAUUCGGCCUGCUUUUCGGCAACCUCUCCUGGAUGAUUCAGCGCGCCGACGGCAUGCCCACCAACGUCGUCGUGGGGAACGCCGCGUUUAACACGAUGCUCAGCGUUCCCUGGCUCACGCACGACGUAGUACCCAGACUGCUGAAGUCCUUCUACCAGUACCUGAAGGAAGGCGAGCUCCUCGUGGAAAAGAACAACAUGCACGACUGCGUCUUCAUCAUAUGCUCGGGCAUUGUCCGUGUCAGCGGGUGCAACGAGGAACCUUGGGCGAACCCGGUGCACCUGGCCAACUCGGAUUCUACGCACUUCUACUUCUGCGAGGGCGCCUUCCAGGACUAUUUGGUGGCUCCGGACACGCUCGGGCUCCUCGGCUUCCUGACGGCCACGCCUUCGGUGUGCCAGUGCGUCUGCGAGACGGACGUCGAAAUGUGCUGCAUUCCCAUGGAAGAGAUGACGCUGCUGGUGGAGCAGAACCCUGAAGCACCUAGCCUCGUGUACCGUAUGUGGUUCAGCGUCGCCAUCCGUGUGGGCCUGGCAGUCCUCGUCAACCAGAAACGGUACCAGGAAUGGACACACGACAAGCUGAAGCGGUUCCUGGAGAACGGGAUCAUGCCCAACCUGUACUACGCCAUCGACUUCACAUUGGACGAGGCUGUGUUGGACGUGAUCCUGAUCCAGGGAGUGGUCCAGUGCCCGAAGACGAUGGAAAUCUACACCGGCCCCACGUACAUCCCGAAUAGCGUGCGAGAGAUGACCUUGCCAGGAAACCCCUCCGGACGCGCGCGGCCCAUCAUGCUCAUCACCACCGUCAUGCGCUACCACCUGCCCAGUGACCUGGACUGGUUCCACCAGCCGCUCACUCACUACGAUUACAGGAAACAGCGGGCCUACUCCUUAGCGGCCACUCGCCCCAGCUAACAUCCAGCGCACUGGCCCGGACCACACCUUCUCGACAACGACAAAGAACACCACCCUUUGUCUAGCAAUCAC
Molecule: messenger RNA, 3537 nt
Organism: Rhipicephalus sanguineus (brown dog tick)
Lineage: Eukaryota; Metazoa; Arthropoda; Arachnida; Ixodida; Ixodidae
Product: sodium/hydrogen exchanger 10
Exons: 2
Coding region: 1-3465 (1154 amino acids)
Biological process (GO): proton transmembrane transport
Cellular component (GO): membrane
Molecular function (GO): sodium:proton antiporter activity
Source: RefSeq, a predicted model, not a curated record